UUAAACUGUUAACACAAUUUAAAGUUCAGGCAAAGCAUUUUAUAUCCAAAUUCUCUCCACAUGACGUUGUAUCAAAUAAUGAUUCCAUCGUAACACGAUUAAUCAUUAACAUUUAAGUCCCGGCAAGGUUCCUGAUGAGUCAGUGAACACACAGGCAAGCACGUACAACCUUUGCACACAGGUGAGUAUAAACAACCCUUUAGUCCAUUUGCCAGGAAAGUACUCCGAGAGCCCCUGUUCUGACAUCACGCUGGCUCCACCCAGACUUACACCCACUCGCUGUUCACAGUGUGUGAAGAAGCUUCCCUCAGGAAGGACUACAAUCAACUCUCUCCACAAUCAACAAGAGUUUUAGCACGCCACUGGGGAAACUACUGAAACAAGUUAACAUUUAUGAACUGUGGAUAAAGACACGACUCGUUUGAUGUCAGUUAUACACUUACUGGAUUGAAUAUCAAGGGAAAAAAGCUCUGUGUUGUCUGUUCCACUUGAAGCCUUUAACAAGGACCUCCCCACCUGGAUGAUACGUGUGUAAGGAUUUGAAUAUUUUGGCGAUCGCUCUUGGGAAUAACAGUCAAGGGACGAAGAAAACAUUCAGGAUUUAAGUAAAGGAUUACUUUUUCUCACAUUUCCUCUGGAUAUUUUCUUAUUUUCAUAUUGUAAUGGGUUUUAGUCUAUGAUUGCGUGAGAGCUGCGAGAGCAGAGCGGGGACCGAGGGGGAGCAGUGCCAACCUGGAACAUGGUGCCUAAUAUUUGCACAUCCGUGCCCCUCCUGCCCAUUGGGCUUCCUCUUCUGCUACUGCUGAGCUGCGUUCAAUUCUCCUCUCAGGCAGACAGCUUGCCAAAUUUCAUCAAAUCUCCAGAGGACCAGACGGGGAUUUCGGGAGGAGUGGCAUCCUUUGUGUGCCAAGCAGCGGGUGAGCCCAAGCCUCGGAUCACAUGGAUGAAGAAAGGAAAGAAAGUUAGCUCCCAGCGCUUUGAGGUGAUUGAAUUUGAUGAUGGCUCGGGCUCAGUUCUCCGCAUACAGCCGCUACGUACUCACAGAGACGAGGCCAUCUACGAGUGCACAGCCACCAACAGCGUGGGAGAAAUUAACACCAGUGCCAAACUUACUGUGCUGGAAGAAAGCCAGAUUCCUCAUGGCUUCCCCACCAUCGACAUGGGCCCUCAGCUGAAAGUGGUUGAGCGAACAAGAACAACCACUAUGCUCUGUGCCGCCAGUGGGAACCCUGACCCAGAGAUCACUUGGUUCAAGGACUUCCUGCCUGUAGACAUCAACGGAAAUGGGCGAAUCAAACAGCUUCGUUCAGGGGGUUCGCCGAUACGAGGAGCUCUACAGAUUGAAAACAGCCAGGAGUCAGACCAGGGCAAGUACGAAUGUGUGGCCACGAACAGCGCCGGGACGCGCUACUCUGCCCCCGCCAAUCUCUACGUGCGAGUACGGCGAGUGCCGCCCCGUUUCUCUAUCCCACCUACCAACCACGAGGUGAUGCCAGGGGGCAGUGUCAACCUCACCUGUGUGGCGGUAGGUGCCCCCAUGCCCUACGUCAAAUGGAUGGCUGGAGAGGUGGAGCUCACCAAGGACGAGGAGAUGCCUGUGGGACGCAAUGUCCUGGAGCUCACCAAUAUCCGUCAGUCGACCAAUUACACCUGUGUGGCUAUCUCAUCUCUCGGUAUGAUCGAGGCAACCGCGCAAGUUUCUGUCAAAGCACUCCCAAAGCCUCCUACAUCUCUAAUUGUGACGGAAACCACAGCUACCAGUGUUACACUGACAUGGGAUUCUGGAAACCCCGAACCUGUGUCUUACUACAUUAUCCAGUACCGGGCCAAGUCCGCUGACACCAACUUCCAGGAAGUGGAUGGUGUUGCCACCACACGUUAUAGCAUCGGUGGUCUCAGCCCUUAUUCCGAGUAUGAGUUCCGCGUCAUGGCGGUCAACAACAUUGGCCGUGGGCCACCCAGCGACCCAGUUGAAACACGGACGGGUGAACAGGCACCUUCCUCCCCACCACUGCAUGUCCAGGCACGUAUGCUGAGUGCCAGCACCAUGUUGGUGCAGUGGGAACCGCCGGAGGAACCUAAUGGUCAGAUUAGAGGCUAUCGCAUCUACUACACAUCUGACCUGGACGCACCCCUCAGUGCCUGGCAAAAACACAACACAGACGACAGUCGUCUCACCACCAUCUCGAGCCUGACCCCCGACAUCACCUACAGCCUACGUGUGUUGGGCUUUACAUCUGUAGGGGAUGGACCCCCAUCUGAUGUGUUGCAGGUCAAGACACAGCAAGGAGUACCUGCUCAGCCUUCCAACUUUGAGGCCGAAGCAGAGCUGGAUACACGGAUUCAGCUAACUUGGCUGUGGCCAGUCCAGGACCCCAUCAUCAAAUAUGAGCUGCUAUAUUGGGAAGCUGACUCAGAGAACAAGAUCCAUGUGACCUUCGACCCUGCCGGCUCAUACGCUGUUGAAGGUCUAAAGCCGGACACUCUGUAUAAAUUCUCCUUGGCGGCCCGCUCUGAAAUGGGGCUAGGGGUCUUCACUCAACCCAUUGAGGCCAGGACCGCCCAGUCCACCCCCUCUGCCCCCCCUCAAGACGUGCACCUGCUCAGUCUGAGCUCCACCAGCAUCAAGGUGAGUUGGGUGGCGCCGCCCGCCGCUAGUCGCCAUGGCGCUAUUGCGCGCUACACAGUCAGCUACCAGGCAGUGAACAGCGAAGACACUGACCGCCAUGAGGUACCGGACAUUGGAGCGGAUGCCACCAGCUAUGUGCUGGAGGGCCUGGAGAAGUGGACGGAGUAUCAGGUGUGGGUGAGAGCGCACACCGAUGUGGGCCCCGGCCCUGAGAGCACAGCUGUGCGUGUCCGUACCAACGAGGACGUGCCUGGAGCCCCACCUCGGAAAGUUGAAGUAGAGGCUGUGAACUCCACAGCUAUCCGUGUGACAUGGAAGCCUCCUCUUUCUGGGAAGCAGCACGGCCAGAUCCGGGGAUACCAGGUCAUAUACUCCCGCCUGGAGAACGGAGAGCCACGUAGUCAGCCAAAUAUAUUGGAUGUUGCUCUGCCAGAAGCACAGUGGAAAAUUGAAGAGUCCACGGAAUAUGAGGCUGUCAUCACUGGACUUCUCUCCGAGACCUCUUACUCUGUUACUGUGGCAGCGUACACAACCAAGGGUGAUGGGGCACGCAGCAAAGCCAAAGUCGUCACCACCACCGGAGCAGUGCCUGGGAAACCCACCAUGAUCAUCAGCACCACCAUUGGCAACACGGCCCUCAUCCAGUGGCAGCCUCCUAAGGACAUGGUGGGUGAGCUGAUCGGCUACCGACUGAGGUACAAGCGUGUGGAGGAAGAGAACUACGAAGUCCGUGAGUUCGCACGCACCGACGACCACCACACCGCCACAGAACUGCACAAGGGCGCCACCUACACCUUCCACCUGAGCGCCAGGAACCGGGCGGGAGCUGGAGAGGAGUAUGUAAAAGAGAUCAGCACUCCGGAGGACGUGCCAAGUGGGUUUCCCCUCAACCUACGAGUUGUGGGACUGACCACCUCCACCACCCGCCUCGCCUGGGACCCCCCGGCCCUGUCGGAGCGAAAUGGCCGGAUCGCACAAUACCUAGUGAUGUACCGCGACAUCAACAACAUACAGAACGGCACCAAUCGCACCUCCGACACUCAGAUGACCAUCCAAGGGCUUCGACCAGACACCACCUAUGAUAUCCGUGUGCAAGCCUUCACCAGCAAGGGAGGGGGUCCCAUAAGUCCUAGUAUCCAGAGCAGGACCAUGUCUACAUCACCUGCAUUUGCCACAAGUUUUGGUGUCAAAGCUGUGAUGAAAACCUCUGUUCUUCUCACCUGGGAGGUACCAGAAAAUUAUAAAUCCCAAGUGCCUUUUAAGAUCCUCUAUAACCAGCAGAGUGUGGAGGUCCAGGGCAACCUCAAGAGGAAGCUGAUCACACGACUGCAGCCGGACACCAAUUACUCCUUCGUGCUGAUGAGCCGGGGGAACAGCGCUGGUGGCCUGCAGCAGCAGGUCUCCAUCCGUACCGCACCGGACCUGUUCAAAACUAAACCUGUCCUGUUCAUUGCAGACCAGACCAGCAAUGGUAAACUCACCAUUAACCUGCCCAAAGUACCCACCACAGCUCCUGUCAGGUGGUACUACAUUGUGGUCGUGCCCAGGUCUGUUGCAUCAUCUCGUAAGUGGGUUAAUCCUGACGAGAUGGAGCUGGAUGAGCUCUUGGAGUCUACUGAAGGAGCUCUGCUCAGGAGACGACGUCACACGGACACUGUUAGGCCGUACAUCGCCGCAAAGCUGCCCUCCCUCCCAGACACCUUCACCCUGGGCGACGAAAAGACAUACAACGGCUUCUACAACCGUCCCCUUCCUAACAACCACUAUCAGUGCUUUGUCAUGGCCGAACUCAAGGACCAAUACCCCGUUAUUGCCAAUGAGAAACAGCGGACUUUCUCGGCCAGCCCAUACUCGGACCCCAUCAUCGUGCAGGAUAAACACGUUAUGCAGCCCAGUGUGGAACAGCCUGAGAUGCUUUGGGUUAUGGGCCCUGUUCUUGCAGUAGUGCUCAUCGUCAUCAUAGUCAUCGCCAUCCUGCUCUUCAAAAGGAAGAGGGCGUCCCCCCUACCGAAAGAUGAUCACUCUAGUGGUGUGAAGGAUUGUCUUCUGGCCAACUCGUCUGAUCCUGUAGAAAUGAGGAGACUCAACUACCAGACACCAGGAAUGAGGGAACAUCCUCCCAUUUCUGUCUGCGAGCUAGCAGACCACAUUGAGCGACUCAAGGCCAACGAUGCCCUUCGAUUUUCACAGGAGUAUGAGUCCAUUGAUCCAGGCCAGCAGUUCACAUGGGAGAACUCCAACUUGGAGGUCAACAAGCCAAAGAACCGUUAUGCCAACGUCAUUGCUUACGACCACUCGAGAGUUGUUCUCACCCCUGUGGACGGUGUUCCAGGCAGCGACUACAUCAAUGCCAACUACAUUGAUGGUUACCGUAAGCAGAACGCCUACAUUGCCACGCAGGGCCCUUUGCCUGAGACUCUGAGCGACUUCUGGAGGAUGGUUUGGGAGCAGAGAGCCAGUACCAUCGUCAUGAUGACCAGACUAGAAGAGAAGUCCAGGGUCAAGUGUGACCAGUAUUGGCCCAUUCGUGGCACAGAGACUUACGGAAUGAUCCAAGUGACCAUGCUUGACGCUGUUGAGUUGGCAACUUACAGUGUGCGCACCUUUGCCCUUUACAAGAAUGGCUCUAGCGAGAAGCGCGAGGUCAGACAGUUCCAGUUCAUGGCCUGGCCAGACCACGGAGUGCCUGAAUACCCCACCCCCAUCCUAGCCUUCCUGCGCAGGGUCAAAGCCUGCAACCCUCCUGAUGCUGGACCCAUGGUAGUGCACUGCAGUGCUGGAGUGGGCCGCACGGGCUGCUUCAUAGUUAUUGACGCCAUGCUGGAGCGGAUGAAACACGAGAAGACGGUAGACAUUUAUGGCCACGUCACAUGCAUGAGAGCCCAGAGGAACUACAUGGUGCAGACGGAGGACCAGUACAUCUUCAUCCACGAGGCCUUGCUGGAGGCCGCCACCUGUGGAAACACAGAGGUCCCUGCCCGAAACCUCUACGCCCACAUCCAGAAGCUCACCCAGCCACCGCCAGGAGAGACCGUCACAGCCAUGGAGCUGGAAUUUAAGAGACUCGCCAACUCCAAAGCCCACACCUCGCGAUUCAUCAGCGCCAACCUGCCCUGCAACAAGUUCAAGAACCGGCUUGUCAACAUCAUGCCUUUUGAGUCCACACGGGUGUGCCUGCAGCCAAUCCGAGGAGUGGAGGGGUCUGACUACAUCAAUGCCAGCUGCAUCGAUGGAUACAGACAGCAGAAGGCCUAUAUUGCCACUCAGGGCCCCCUAGCGGAGACCACUGAGGACUUCUGGAGGAUGCUAUGGGAGCACAAUUCCACUAUUGUAGUGAUGCUGACCAAACUCAGAGAGAUGGGAAGGGAGAAGUGUCAUCAGUACUGGCCAGCUGAGCGCUCGGCCCGCUAUCAGUACUUUGUGGUGGAUCCCAUGGCUGAAUACAACAUGCCCCAGUACAUCCUGCGAGAGUUUAAAGUCACAGAUGCCAGGGACGGUCAAUCUAGAACCAUUCGGCAGUUCCAGUUCACUGACUGGCCAGAGCAAGGAGUGCCAAAAACUGGCGAGGGAUUCAUUGAUUUCAUUGGCCAAGUUCAUAAAACCAAGGAGCAGUUUGGGCAGGAUGGACCAAUCACUGUGCACUGCAGUGCUGGAGUGGGAAGAACAGGUGUUUUCAUCACUCUCAGUAUUGUCCUGGAGAGGAUGAGAUAUGAGGGUGUGGUGGAUCUGUUCCAGACAGUUAAGACCCUGCGCACACAAAGGCCUGCCAUGGUGCAGACAGAGGACCAGUACCAGCUGUGCUACAGAGCCGCUUUGGAGUACCUGGGGAGCUUUGAUCACUAUGCAACGUAACCACUCCUGGACCACAGCCCUCUGGUACAACUCUUCAGGAGUGCACCAAGUGUUCCUUCUGAGCCACCGUUCCCCAUCCCCAUCCUGUACAGAGUUCUGGGGGGUGGGAAGGGCAGGCUAUCCAGUGGCUGGUUAACCAAUCACAGCAGUCCGUUAUUGACUGGCACCAAGAGAUUGCUUUAAGAAAUAUAGACAACUCUCUAUCAAGAAGCACCAUCUACAAAAACUAUUCUAGUUUCUCUUUAGCGUACGCCAACCCACACUACAGUCGAAGGCUACUGGUAGCACUAAUUCUUCGUUUCUUUUUUUUCCCCUUCCUGUUUGGCUCUUUUUUUUUGAAAAAACAAAAUUCAUGGUUAUCAUUUGUUAUUAUUUUUUUUUAAAUCAGUAUGACAAUAUUGUUAUUAUUCUUAUUUAGAAUAUUUGUGUUUUUUUAAUCAUCUUUUAACAUCUUUUGUCUUAAUGGCCUUUUCCGUGGGUCUACCUUUUCCUUAAUUGGUACUGUUUUAUUUUUAUUUUCUUCAUAAUAGGUUAUUUUAGCACAAGAACAUGUAUUUUUAACAUGUUCCUGAUACUAAUACCAGAGAACCGCUGUUCUCUAAGCUGCUGAUGGUUUGACUUUGUAACAUGAUUUUACUGUUAUUUUGUUUUUUUCUUCGUUAUGUAGAAUUGGUCUUAUUGGGCUAAAAUGAGAGGGUUCACUUUUGGAGAAGUCUUUAAUGUUCUGUCUCUGUCUCAAUGAUAAAAGAAAAAUCUCCAACUGCGAGACGUAUGCAUUUGGGUUAUUGGUACUAAAUUAAGAAAAGCUUUUUGUAGGGGAAAGCAAGUCAACUAACUAAUAAAAUCGGCACUGUACAGAACUCAGUAGGGGUUAAAUGCGAUUUGUGAGGAAUACAUUAUGACCUUCUGAUGGGAGCGCGUUCAUCGUGAGGGACGUUACCAGGAACUGAACGCAAUCCUAACGAAAAGUGCCCCUUGCACCCCGCUUCUCUGUGACAUUUGAAGACCUGAUAUUGAAAUGAGACCAAUCGCCAUUGGCAUCUGUACAGUAUAAACCACUCCCCCAAGGGAGAGUCAGCUCUGUUUAAUCCAACUCUUCUUUUUAUACAGAAAUAUAUAUAUAUAUAUACAUAAAUUUAUAAUUAUGAAUAAAUAUAAAUACUAUUAUAGAUACAGUAUAUAAACAGCUUCUGCUCUAUUGUCCAUAAUUCUCUCAAAACGUUAUAUCCUGGACUCUUCUUGAUAUACCAACAUAGAGAAAAUUACACGAGAGACUGCUGUGUGUGAAUCUAUUCAUGGUACAAAAGUUAUAUCUACUGUAUUAUCUACGCACCCCAGGUAUUUGGCGGUCUCCUCUGGUGGGGUGAGGCAGCACAAGUCAAAUUAAAAACAAUUCCUACAGGACGUCAUUUCAUGCCUGCUUGAUUACAACCGGCAUGUUAAAGGGAGACCUGGCCAUACGUUCGGAAUAUGUUGGCAAAUUCAUUUUUACCUUGUGAAUGAUUAGUGCUGUAGAGGUUCGAUCUGUUGUAUACACAGUCUGUUUUCUAUUUGUUAAUAAGAAAACUGGAAUAAAAAAAAUGUUGCAGGAAAAAAACUCGAUGUAAUAAAGUUCAGUAAUUGGUUUUUGUACAAAAUAUUGUCUCUGCGUGUUU
Onychostoma macrolepis is the source of this 8136-nucleotide messenger RNA. It is a transcript of the gene ptprfb, whose product is annotated as protein tyrosine phosphatase receptor type Fb. Gene Ontology annotation, molecular function: protein tyrosine phosphatase activity; protein binding. The record is from RefSeq and is a predicted model, not a curated record. Lineage: Eukaryota; Metazoa; Chordata; Actinopteri; Cypriniformes; Cyprinidae. Gene Ontology annotation, biological process: protein dephosphorylation. The transcript has 34 exons. Bases 740 to 6481 code for a protein of 1913 amino acids.